CGGUGUUACACGCUUUCUGACUGAAAGACGGCUAAGAAUAUGGGGCUUGCCAUCCGCAGACACUGAGAAGCAUAACCAAGAUAAAAUAAGAUAUGGAAGCUAUAUGGCUGUACCAGUUCCGGCUGAUUGUCAUUGGCGACUCCACAGUGGGGAAGUCUUGUUUGAUCAGACGCUUCACAGAAGGACGUUUUGCACAGGUGUCUGAUCCUACUGUUGGCGUAGACUUCUUCUCCCGUCUGGUGGAGAUUGAACCAGGCAAACGCAUCAAGCUUCAGAUCUGGGACACGGCAGGCCAAGAGAGAUUCAGAUCUAUCACAAGGGCUUAUUAUCGUAAUUCAGUGGGUGGCCUUUUGCUUUUCGACAUCACCAACCGGCGCUCCUUCCAAAAUGUCCACGAGUGGCUGGAGGAAGCGCGCAGUCACGUGCAGCCGCACAGCAUCGUCUUCUUACUGGUCGGCCACAAGUGUGACCUGGAGCCGCAGCGGCAGGUGAGCCAGCAGGAGGCAGAGAAACUGGCAGCCGCUUACGGCAUGCGCUACGUGGAGACCUCGGCCCGCGACUCCAUAAAUGUAGAGAGGGCUUUCACGGAGCUGACGCGCGACAUCUUCGAGCUGGUCAAAUGUGGUGACAUCACCAUCCAGGAGGGCUGGGAGGGCGUCAAGAGCGGUUUCGUGCCCAACGUGGUGCAUUCGUCCGAGGAGGUGACCAAGAGCGACCGCCGCUGCCUCUGUUGAUCAAGAGACUCCUGUCGGCGUAUCAUGCAAAACCAGUGCUGUCGAUCUCCCUCAGCUUGACAUUCCCACUACUGCAGCCCCACAAAUACUCUCAUCCCCUCAAUCAAUGUUUUCUGCUUUCAUGGUUACUU
This is a messenger RNA of Rhinichthys klamathensis goyatoka, 865 nucleotides long. RefSeq names its product RAB39B, member RAS oncogene family a (gene rab39ba). The transcript is spliced from 3 exons. Gene Ontology annotation, molecular function: GTPase activity; GTP binding. Gene Ontology annotation, biological process: Rab protein signal transduction. Gene Ontology annotation, cellular component: Golgi membrane. The record is from RefSeq and is a predicted model, not a curated record. NCBI's taxonomy places the organism in Eukaryota, Metazoa, Chordata, Actinopteri, Cypriniformes, Leuciscidae. Bases 93 to 734 code for a protein of 213 amino acids.